AUGUCGCUCAUCGAGGAUCAUGUUCGACGCCUGGAUCUCUACCUGGACAAGCUCCAAUUGCGUGCCCUAGAGGCGGUGCAACCCUCCAGCACGGACCAGGACGGAUCCUCCACGGCAGCCGACCACCUGCUUGCGCCACCGGUAGCCGCCCUCGCCGGAACCGUAAGAGCGUUGUCCGCGGGCUCAUCGUCUGGCCCGUUAUUGAAGCCCUCCAAGCUUCUAGACUUGCUGCGUCGCGUCCGUGAUCUAAAGCCGGACCUGGGACCAAGCGAUGCCGCGUUGGACGAUGGUUAUACCUCGGGCCUGCUAUGGAUGGUUGCCGCAAAAUCAACGGUUCAGGCCUUUGCUGCGAUAACAAACGCAUUGCUCACAGAGACGGCCCCGCUCAGCGAAGUCAUCUGGUACUGGGACGGGGUUUUGGGGUCGUACUUCAACAGCGGCCUGUACGCAAUCCAGACCUCGCCAAUACGGUUUGGAAAUCAUGUCAAGGGAAUUUACCAGCACAUUUGGCGGUGCCAGCCCCAAUGGCGCCAAGAACUCGACAGUGCCACCCUGUCGGCUCGUUGGUCUGCAUUCUACCGGCUGGUGCGAGAAAGUGCGAGGCGGCAGAGCAUGGCAGAAGCGAAACGGGUAUUUCUGUCCCCGUUUCAAUUGUGCCGGACAGAGGCCCGGCGCAAUAGGCGGAGCUUACUGAAGAUGCGCGAGCUCAAUGCCUGUGCGGUCGGGCUUCUAUUGGAAGAGGGCCUACUGUUCGAUUUCGACGAAGAAGAUACCAACACCAAUGUCCCUAAUAGCACCCCAGAAGACUGGCAGGAUACUGUAUUCCGGACCACUUUGCUCAUGCAAACUAUUCUGAAACACGUUAAUGACCUUAGCAACGAUUUUAACGGAUUCGAAGACAACGUGUUUGCCAGUGUCGAUGUUGCUGAAUCGCCAUUUGCUGAAAAUCACCACCCGAAAUAUCCCGUCGUUCAAGCCUUCCACGUUAUUCAGCAGCUCAUAGAUAUUCUUGAAAAACAAUUGCCGCAACAGAGGCUCCUCUCGCGGAACCUCGCGCGUCAGUAUGGCCGACCUUCGCGGCUCAUUCGCUAUUGGCUCCCUGCAUUAGCAUUUUUGUUUUCUUCGAGUACCGUUUUGAAUAUAUUAACGAAUAGACGAGCAGAGCUGAUAACCUGGGCUCGAGAAUUGGGGACCACCGCAAAGGAUUUUUGGGUAAAUUGGGUGAUCGGUCCCCUGACUCGGCUAAUUGGAACAAUACGCCAUGAUGAGAAGAGCGAGGUAGCCUUGAUGAGCAAGGGGAGCUUGCAAUCGGACUUGGCGAGCCUGGAACGUAUGGUUGUUGACUACGCCAUCCGGAACCCGGAAAGUGCCCAUGGCGGAGCGUUCACUUCCGCUGAACUCGAACAAAUCCGGUCAGGCGUAAAAGAAGGCGACCUCACUCUUGUUCUACGGGCCUAUGAACGGGAUUUGCAGCGGCCUCUCAGGGGUGCCCUGCGGGGAGAUCUAAUCACAACAUUGCUUAUACAGAUCCAGAAAACCAAAGUGGAUGUCGAAGUUGCCAUGAGUGGCAUCGACUCCCUCCUCAAAAGCCAACAGCUGGUCUUUGCCUUCAUCGGCCUCACCCCCGGAAUCCUUGUAUCUUAUUCAGUCAUCAGUUGGCUUGCCAGCGCCUUUGGGAGUCGAAGAGGGCUUCGGGUCGGUAAGAAGCGUGAAGAAGCACGACGCUCGCUCCGGGCGGUUAACCGUGUCCUUGCAUCCUCGACUCCUACCCCAACUGGCGUUUUGUCGUAUAAAGAUCAUGGACUGUUGAUUUGCGAGGCAGAGACUCUCCGCCAGAAAGCGCAUCAGGUUCUACCCGGCCACAUAUACCAUGAGUUCCACGAGGACCUCGGCGACCUUUUGAACGUGAAUUCUGGUAUUAGCCAGCAGUUGCGGGUUCUGGAUCAGAUCCGGUGGGCAUAUGCUCAGUGGAUUCGUUGA
Uncinocarpus reesii 1704 is the source of this 1980-nucleotide messenger RNA. RefSeq lists its product as uncharacterized. Gene Ontology annotation, cellular component: mitochondrial outer membrane. The record is from RefSeq and is a predicted model, not a curated record. Lineage: Eukaryota; Fungi; Ascomycota; Eurotiomycetes; Onygenales; Onygenaceae. The coding region runs from base 1 to 1980 and encodes 659 amino acids. The transcript is spliced from 4 exons.